Messenger RNA from Vanderwaltozyma polyspora DSM 70294, 729 nucleotides. RefSeq names its product mitochondrial 54S ribosomal protein mL57 (gene MRPL15). Gene Ontology annotation, cellular component: mitochondrial large ribosomal subunit. Gene Ontology annotation, molecular function: ribonuclease III activity; structural constituent of ribosome. The transcript has a single exon. The record is from RefSeq and is a predicted model, not a curated record. Gene Ontology annotation, biological process: mitochondrial translation; RNA processing. The coding region runs from base 1 to 729 and encodes 242 amino acids. Lineage: Eukaryota; Fungi; Ascomycota; Saccharomycetes; Saccharomycetales; Saccharomycetaceae.
AUGAUCUCUUUAAGACAACGAACUGCUGGGUUAAAAGCAAUUUUAAACCCAACCCGUUCUAUCACAUAUCUACACUCAGGAACUAGAGUAAGGGGUUUGAAAAGGGACCCAGCAAGUUUUUUGGUUAGUCCUAAAGGUGUUAAAUAUGAUGAAUUGAAUAGAACUGAAUUUAAUGAAAAAAUUGAUAAAAUUUUGAACCUGUCAAAAUAUGAUAUAAAAGUACCAAAUGAUUUAUUAUUACAAUGCUUUACUCACAAAUCCUUUGCACAUGGUAUUAAACCUUACAAUGAAAAGUUAUCCUUGUUAGGUUUACAAUUUUUAAAAUUACAAGCUGGUAUAUAUUCCAUUAGUCAAUCGGUAAAUUUAUCACCAGUACAGGCAGGAAAGAUUCAAAAACAAAUUGACAACUUGAAUUUUACUAAUCUAGGUACACAAUUCUCAAAAUUAAUUAUAUCUAAAUAUUCAACUUCGAAGUUUAUCAUUGAAAAAAAUUUGGAUUCGUUGAUCUUUUGGAAAAUGAGAGAUCCAUUCAAGGCUAAGAAUUAUAAUGGUGACCAUACCAUUAAUUCUACAGUCUUAGCUGCAUUGAUUGGUGGUAUAUUAAAAACUAAUGGUCCUGCAAAGACUGCAAAUUUUAUUACAGGUGAGUUGUUAAAUAAUGACAACACCGCUUCUUUAUUAAAAUUUGCUAAUGAAAAACAAAGUAUAGACCAAAAUAAGAUUGAAUAA